Messenger RNA from Ogataea philodendri, 408 nucleotides. RefSeq lists its product as uncharacterized. The coding region runs from base 1 to 408 and encodes 135 amino acids. The record is from RefSeq and is a predicted model, not a curated record. Lineage: Eukaryota; Fungi; Ascomycota; Pichiomycetes; Pichiales; Pichiaceae. The transcript has a single exon.
AUGUUUCAAAGACGACUUGUUGAUCUUGUGCCCAAAAAAGAACACGAACUCCUCGAGCUUCAAAACACUGCGAAUAGGGAACCCGGCGUUUUCCUUUGGAUCCAGCUUGGAACAAUUGAUCACCGCGAUCUUGUGCAGUUUGUGGAAUCCAACAGCCAAAUGCCAGUCGCCAGCCCAAAGAAAGGGAUGGAACAUGAUCUCGACCACGCCACUCUUUGGGCCGUAGCUGUCCUUGUUUCUAAACAGCCCAAACUUCAUUCCUGUGUUGUAUUCGUCCAGCAACAAGUUCAUGUAGAAGAAGAGCAUUUCGUUAGACCACACCUUCUCGCGAUGGGAAUCGUCAGAGAACUUGAGCCUGGAGCGCAUUCCGGUGGUUUUGUGGCUUACGAUCUCCUCUGGAGCGAGUGA